This is a messenger RNA of Malus domestica (apple), 663 nucleotides long. Its product is annotated as late embryogenesis abundant protein At1g64065. The record is from RefSeq and is a predicted model, not a curated record. Lineage: Eukaryota; Viridiplantae; Streptophyta; Magnoliopsida; Rosales; Rosaceae.
AUGGUGGACGGGGAGCAAGUCAGACCGCUAGCCCCUGCCGCUAUCCACCCAAGCAGCGACGCCGAUGAGGCUGCUUUUCACUUGAAAAAAGUUAGACGAAGAAAGUUCAUCAAGUGCUGCGGCUGCAUAACAGCUGUGAUCUUAAUCCAAGCCGUUGUGAUCAUAAUAUUAGCUUUCACUGUGUUCCGUGUGAAGGAGCCAAAGAUCAAGAUGAAUAAGAUCACGAUUACAAGGCUGGAGUUGAUCAACAACAACACAGCCCCUAAGCCAGGCUCAAACCUGUCACUAAUAGCCGAUGUGUCGGUGAAAAAUCCCAACUUCGCCUCGUUCAAGUAUACCAACACCACCACGACCUUGUAUUAUCACGGCGUGGUGGUGGGGGAGGCUCAUGGCGCACCUGGUCAUGCUAAGGCUCGACGGACCAUGAGGAUGAAUAUCACGGUUGAUAUGAUCACAGACCGGCUCACGUCCGACCCCAACUUGAGGGCGGAUUUCAAUUCUGGGUUGAUGACCAUGAGUAGCUAUUCUAGAAUUCCAGGAAGGGUGAAGAUGUUGAAUAUUAUCAAGAAACAUGUGAUUGUGAAAAUGAAUUGUACUAUGACUGUUAAUAUUUCCAGCCAGGCAAUUCAAGAACAAAAAUGUAAGAGGAAGGUUAAGCUCUAG